Molecule: messenger RNA, 1262 nt
Organism: Paramecium tetraurelia
Lineage: Eukaryota; Ciliophora; Oligohymenophorea; Peniculida; Parameciidae
Exons: 5
Source: RefSeq, a predicted model, not a curated record
AUGAAAAUGCCCAUUUUAGUCAAAUACAUUGCUAAUCUAAUGAUCUAUUUAAUGAAAUAAAGUGUUUCUGAUUCUGAUGAACUAAUACUGAAUUAUAUAAGAGAUCCCACUUCCAUAGUAAUCGAUAAGUAACAAUGGACACUGAUUUGUGAUAUUGUCAGUAAGAAACUAGUUUACUUGGGGACUAAAGAUAAUUAAUGUACAAAUGAUUCCUAGAUUGCAAUAAUUAGUUAAUCACUUCUAUUUAGCAACAUCAUCAGUGAAGUCAUAUUUAAAAAAUUACAUAUAACCUAAGAUAGUACUCAACAGAUAGUCUUAAAAACUCUGAAUGAUUUAUUGUCAGAUGAUAAUAGGUCUGCUGAAUUUCUAUAUUAAUUUCUUUGUUAACCGGAAUAAUCAAUACUGACAUUAGAGUAGUGCUAAUAAUCAUUUUCAAAGAUGUUUUAUAAAAUGGGUCAAUAUUUUCAUCAAUCUAAUCUAAUAGAAUAAAUAAUUGAGAAUUAAAAGUAAUUUAAUACGAACGGUAAUUUUGAAUGUCAUGCAGAAAAAUAUUUAAAAAUUAUUCGGAUCUAUUAAAAUAAUGAUUAGAAAUAAAUAAGUGAAUAGUUAAUUAAAGGAUUGUUUGGCGAAUUGACAUAAAUUGAUUGCAAAGAAUUCAACUUUAAUUCAACUAGAUUGGAUGAUAAAUUAAAAUCCUUUUUAUUUAUGUUUGUUGAAUUAGUGAGAAUUGAGAAUUAAAUCAUUUAAAUUGUAAUAGAAAAUAAAAUUUCUGAAGAACCACAAAGAAAUCCCUUGGAAUAUUAUGCUAAGUUAAUAGAAAAGAUUAAAAACAAAUGUAAGAGUAAGGAGGAUGAAUUUUGCAAUUGUAAAAGAUGCCAAUGUGUUAAGAGAAAUAGAGAUAGUGCAAGAGAAGCACAAAAGAGAAAAAGAGAGGCCUUAGAGAAAAUAGGUCCCUUAUAAAAGGAAUAUGAGAAGAUUGAGAAGAAAGUGUCAAAUUUGGAAUUUUCAAAUUCUAAAUUAAAAUCUGUAUUAUUUCAAGCAUUGAAAAAUCCUGUUAUUGAAAAUAUAAUAAAAUAAGACUAUUCAGAUACCUUAUUAAAUUUGAAUCUGACAAACUACUAAUCUCAAGAGAAUCAAUAAUAAUAAAGUUAAUCAUCCAAUCUGAUUGAGUAAGAAUAAUCCUUAUGAAAACUAUUUUAAAUCAAUAGAAUUCAAUGAUAUUUAUUUAAAAGUAAUCUUAAUCAAUAAAAAUAAUAUCACUA